Molecule: messenger RNA, 1445 nt
Organism: Trifolium pratense (red clover)
Lineage: Eukaryota; Viridiplantae; Streptophyta; Magnoliopsida; Fabales; Fabaceae
Product: probable pectin methylesterase CGR3
Exons: 7
Coding region: 326-1114 (262 amino acids)
Biological process (GO): pectin metabolic process
Molecular function (GO): methyltransferase activity
Source: RefSeq, a predicted model, not a curated record
AACCUCGGGGGACUUUUUAAUCGGGGGACUUUUUAAUCUAAACAUGUGGCGUCGGUGCGUGUGAACCUCUUUCGGGUUGAAGUCCAACCAACCCAACAUGCUACGAUAUUGCAUAGAAAUCUAAUUUUGUUUGUUUGAGAGUGUGUGUGUGUGACAGUGUGCAUAGCAUAAGCAUAUAAUAAAGCAAAAAAGAUCUGUGCUUGAAUCUAUCUCCACUUUAAUUACGCGGCUUGAGUCUUUCUCUGUCACUCACACUCACCGCUCAUUCACUGUAAGAUCAGAUCUGAACUCAUCUAUUAAGGUCUGAAGUCUCAUUGCUGUUAUCAUGUCAAGGAGGCCAGUGAAUCCUUCCCGUCGGAUAGGUGAUGGUGGAAGUUUACCAUUUGUGGCCUCUAUCCAGUCUAAAUCUCAGAAUUCUCCCCUGUUAUCUAUCGGGCUUGUUAUUCUGGGUGCGAUUCUUCUGAUUGGUUAUUGUUACAGCAAUUCAGGUGGAGCUAGCAAUGAUUUUAAGGAUCUGAGUAAACUUGAAGGUGGUUCAUCAUGUACAUCAGAAGUACUACAAGCAUUGCCCAUUUUGAAGAAAGCAUAUGGCGACAGCAUGCGUAAGGUUUUGCAUGUUGGCCCUGACUCUUGUUCUGUGGUAUCUAGUUUGUAUGAAGAAGAUGAUACUGAGGCUUGGGGAAUAGAACCGUACGAAUUAGAUGAUGUCAGUGCAAAGUGCAAAAGUCUUGUACGCAAGGGCAUUGUGCGUGUGGCUGACUUGAAGUUUUCUCUACCUUACCGCGCAAAGUCAUUUCCUCUUGUCAUUGUGUCGGAUGCAUUGGAUUACUUAUCUCCAAAAUACCUGAAUAAAACCCUGCCUGAGUUGGUGAGGGUAUCUGCUGACGGUGUUGUUAUCUUUUCAGGUUAUCCUGGUCAACAAAGAGCUAGAGGUGGAGAAGUGGCCAAAUUUGGUCGUCCAGCCAAAUUGCGGAGCUCGUCUUGGUGGAUAAGGUUUUUCGUUCAAACAAGUUUAGAAGAAAAUGAAACUGCUGGAAAGAAGUUUGAACAGGCUUCAACCAAGAAGGCGUACGCACCAGCUUGCCAAGUUUUCCACCUUAAAUCAUACUCUUGAAAUUUUUACUGUCUUGUUUUAAACUUGACUUUAUGGUAAGAAACCAUACUGAUGACGCUCACACCUUGAGCACCCGAAGGGUAAAAGUUCCAUACAUUAUAUUGAAAAUAUAGUCUUGUUUGAUCCGAACUUGACAAGAUAUUAGGUUAAAUUAUGUACUUUAUUUACACUACCUUUGUAAACUAUUUUGUGUUGAUAGUUUUUUUCAUGUUUUCAUAGCAGCUCUAUGUUUCUAUAAUAUUUAUUAGUUUAGGAAAUUACUAUUUUCACAUUAUGUAUGACUUAUACAAUUCAUUUUAAAUUUAUUUGAGGCACCUCAUAUUAUUAUAAA